Molecule: messenger RNA, 1559 nt
Organism: Baudoinia panamericana UAMH 10762
Lineage: Eukaryota; Fungi; Ascomycota; Dothideomycetes; Mycosphaerellales; Teratosphaeriaceae
Exons: 3
Coding region: 489-1550 (353 amino acids)
Source: RefSeq, a predicted model, not a curated record
AUGGACUUCCUUCUAAGAAGACAUUGGGUAAAGGAGCCGUCAGAACUGCGAGCAUAUGAGCAAUAUCAUAGUCUGUGUACCGCUGACGACUCCCAACCACUGGAGUGGCAACCCAGCUAUCCUACGAGACAACCCAUGGUAACGAGAGACAACACACGACAUUGCAUGAGUGGCGAGCCUGCGGUCUUGUCCUUUCGAUGGCUACGAGAACCACCAACGUAUGGCGGCGGCAUUCAUACGUUCGUGUGGCAGCCCCUCUCGCAAAGGCCGACCACGGACUGGGCACAGAUGGUCGUGCUCAAGAAGCACGACAGUCCCUUUUCCCACAGGAAGAUCGUAUGCACUCUAAGCUCCGCUAACGUACAGCAAAGAGUGCGAGAGGCUCAGGUUGCAACAUGGGGGUAUCCUGGAGGUGAUCAAUCAGCGGCAGCCCAGUUCUUAUGGCUUCUUUGCGGCCUGACCCGGGCAAUAAGGGAUGACAGCGCCGAAUGCAUGAGGCGCGCGUCUCGAAUUGUGAACGACAUGGUACGAGCUCCCGAACGUGCCCGUAUGUAUUGCUGCUGACUGAAGUGCUGGCGCUAUCUGGCCGCGACCAUCCCUCGGGGUGGAAGAUCAAGUAUCUCAUACAUUUACAGGAGAACUUGUCAAGUGCCUCGGGAGGAUUGACAGCAGCAGCUGAGACAGGUCUUAGCGUGCUAUCCGAGCAGUUGCAAAGUCCCGAGCUUAUUGAGCCAUCUUCGGUCUUGCGGCAGCACAUGCUCGACAUGAGGUACUUGGCAGAAGAAAUUCAGCAGCUCGCCUCAAGGAUAGACCCUGUGCGACACACUAUCAAGGAACAAUCCGAGCUGGCAUCGGCUUUUUGGAGCUCAAUCCUGGCGUUUUUGCUUGGCAUCUGGGUACCGCUGUCCUUUACCACUUCUGUCUUUGGUAUGAACAUCCAGGCCAGUGGGAACACCACUUUCUGGACCAACACUUCGACGUUUCCAAGCCCGCCGUUUCCGACGGACACUAGUGGCAACUCUUCGAAUGGCAGAGUGACGUGGCAGCUGACCACCACCGACAACGCAGGCACGGAGGCAUGGACCUGGAAUACUUUCUUCGUGGUAGCCAUACCACUUGUAUUCGGUACGCUUGUAAUGCCAUUCGUUGCCGGCACGACCGUGCGAUGGACGCUGCAGUACGCACACUCGCACCGUUUCGUCGGUCGUCUGCUUAUAGUACCUAUCCUAGCUCUGGGGCCUCUCGGUGUACUUAUACUGCUCGACCGCUUCCUUCCAGAGCUUGAAGCAGUGAUCACAACCCUGCUACAAAUUUGGCACAUCGUUGUGGCGGUCUAUAUGAAGAGAUGGACGAUGCUGAUCGCUUGGAUACUGGUAGUGGUUUGUAUGAUCAUCGUGGAUCUACUCGGGUUCUGGUUGUUCGUCGCCCCAAUGUUAGAUGUGGUCAUAUUCUCGGGCCUUUGGCUGGGCUGGCCGCAUUACUAUGUCGGAUGGCGUACGGUUCACGAAGAAUGGAACGAGCGGAGGAAAGCGAAGGCAAGGUUGCACUAAUCGCCGCCG